This is a messenger RNA of Marchantia polymorpha subsp. ruderalis, 2158 nucleotides long. NCBI's taxonomy places the organism in Eukaryota, Viridiplantae, Streptophyta, Marchantiopsida, Marchantiales, Marchantiaceae. The record is from the annotation of a GenBank genome assembly.
GGUGUACGACCUAAACCUCUAACAUUUGCGUGGCCACAGCAGAUGGUGCUCUAGGGUCCCCUGAUGCGUUCGUGGUAGUCAAUCUUCGUGCCUUGUCAAAGAGAUCCUGCAUAUCCUGUGAUCAUUUACAGUGUAGACUUAAAGUGUUGAAACGAUUUUGUCACCCGCCCAUGGCUGAGAGUAGGUCGAAAGAAUGAUGCACUUGUUUUCGAGUUUUGAACUAGGUCACAGUGUUGUUUAUUUUUUUAAUUGGUGUGGUGAUCAAAAUUGGUGAUUUGAUCGAGGAUUCUUGCUGAAGGAACGAUGUCUGCCCAAGCAAAAGGACUCCUGCGCAGUAUCAGACCUCUGAGGGAUAUAGGUAGACAGACUUGCAGACAGGCCAUUGUACACCAUGGUACGGAACAAUUCGCAGCUGCUUUUUCUCACCAGAGAUCACCUUUGGUGAGGGAAUUUAGUAGAGUGGCUGGUGGGUCGUCAGUUUUGCGUUGGUCUCUCACCAUCUGUUCAGGUCAAAAUCUAUCCUCGGUCGAAAUUGGGCUGCCGGUUUGUCGCAACUUUGCCACUGCAACGUUACAAGAGCAGUCAGUUGGCAGUAGUGGCCUAGCGCUGGAAGCUAAGCCCAAACUAAUGUCACCAGAAUCUCGAAGAACUGGUGUUGUUGCUGUGAAAUGUGGUAUGACAGCUGUUUGGGAUAGGUGGGGAUCACGCGUGCCCGUGACAGUUCUGUGGGUCGAUGAUAACCAGGUGGUUCAAGUGAAAACGAAAGGAAAAGAGGGGCAUAAUGCAUUGCAGAUCGGAGCUGGGCAGAAAAAAGCGAAGCAACUGACCAAACCAGAAUUGGGCCACUUUAUUGCCAGUGGAGUGCCUUUAAAGCGGAAGCUGGCAGAAUUUCCAGUAUCGGAUGAUGCUCUUUUACCGGUCGGAACAAUCCUGAAUGUUCGACAUUUCGUACCAGGCCAGUAUAUUGACGUAGCAGGGAUAACGACAGGAAAAGGGUUUCAGGGUGGUAUGAAAAGAUGGGGUUUUGCUGGGAUGCCGGCAUCUCACGGUACGUCCCUUGCGCAUCGAGCUUUAGGGUCCACCGGUGGUCGCCAGGAUCCUGGAAAGGUUUUCAAAGGCAAGAAGAUGGCUGGGCAAAUGGGAGCCAAGAGGACGACCAUAAAAAACGUCUGGAUAUACAGAAUAGAUCCUGCAAGGAACCUGAUUUGGGUGCGGGGACAGAUCCCAGGUCACAACGGGAAUUUCGUGCUACUGAGAGAUGCUGUUUACAAGAAACCGGAUCCAUCAACUUUGCCGUUUCCAACUUUUUUCCCUCCAGGAGAUGAAGAUGUCAGCUCUCUACAGCCCAUUGAAGUGGACUUAGGAGACACGGAUCCAUUUUUGGCGGAUGAUUAGUGGUUAUGUGACAGAUUUUUUUAGAGAUAACCUUAACCUUUACGACAUUCUUCUUAUGUGGGUUUGAAUCUCCGUCUAGCCUGGUUCACAGACGAAGAGUUCCAUUUGCAGAAGGACAUCAAUUUGACAGGUGUGGAAAGUCAACUCCACGGAGUUGGUUAGUAACGGGAAAGAUGUACUGUACAUUGUGAACACAAUGCCCAUUCCUCUUUCUCGUGAAUCGAAGCUUAUAAGCAAGAUUGGACCUGGAUUGUACGCCAUGAUCGUGCAGCCAGCUUCAUAAAACGAGUUCAGGAUUCGUGGUCGGCCAAUUUGAUCAUCCGAUGCCGAUUGAAAGUCCUGAUGAGGGCAUGAAUCUGGUAGUGCUUUAAGUGUCGGACGGAAGUGGUUUAUGAUGUAUAUGAAACCUAGAGGGCAGCUUGGCUUAAUGUCCUUGUGUGCCCAUCAGUGAAUGAGGCGGAUGUUGGGUAUCGCAAGCAGAUACGAUCAAGGUGCUCUUUACGGCAUUUAUCAGCUGUUACACGUACAUGUCAAAUUUUUUCCCACACGAGCACUAGCUGCCGGAUGACUGAAGUUGACAAGAUUAGUUCUGGAAUCUUUGAAUAUACGGUAACGAGCCCUACAAAGCCACAAGCGAUUGAAAAGCUUGGAAUGCACAUGGGUAUUGCAGCAUCAAUCCAUCGACCUGAGUGGAUUUGAGUUUUGCUAACGACUCAAAUAUUCUAUGACAAACGGCAUCUUGCAAAGCAUAAUGUCUUUUCUA